Messenger RNA from Planococcus citri (citrus mealybug), 2986 nucleotides. RefSeq names its product ATPase family gene 2 protein homolog A. Lineage: Eukaryota; Metazoa; Arthropoda; Insecta; Hemiptera; Pseudococcidae. The coding region runs from base 434 to 2797 and encodes 787 amino acids. The record is from RefSeq and is a predicted model, not a curated record. Gene Ontology annotation, molecular function: ATP binding; ATP hydrolysis activity. Gene Ontology annotation, cellular component: cytoplasm. The transcript has 12 exons.
UUUUUAGCACGUGCGAAAAAAAGUUGUUUGAUAUCAUAAACAUACUGAUAAAAAAAUCAAUUCACCAAGUUCAAAAGUUGGAGUAUUUUACAAUGAGCUUCGAGUUAAUAAAUUUUGAAUGCUGUAUUUCAGAUAAACACCACUGGCAAAUCGUACUUCCCGCAUAGCCCUUCCAGUCACCACUCCAUCGAAGAAAAAGGUUCUUCAACCCCUUUGUUUACAUACGAUGAAAUACUGGGUCACUGGGUCAUCAUCCUUUCAACUCCGGUUUGCGCAAAUAUAGUAAAGGUCCACUAUACCGUUGAACUGGCAAACUGAUUUUACAUCUCUGCGGUCGGUACGUGUUUUAUUUGUUGGUCACCGUUACGCAGUUGUCUCGCAAAUACAUUCCGAUGUUGACAUUUUCACCCACCGAACGUGUUUUGUAGUGGCGAUGGCAUCACCUCGAGCUAAAUGCAUAUCUAGUUGGAAGAAAUGUGAUUCGUGUAAUACAAUUUUGGCUAAAAAUGAUGUAGAAUUACACUCGAAGUCUCACUGCCCUCCUGAUUCGACGACUGACUGGUCUUAUGGACAUAUUCACGAAAAAAAGUUGUUCAGUUUUCUUAAGCAGUUCGAACCACAAGAUAAAAACGAAUUGUUUUUCAACGACGUGAUACAAAUCUCUUUGAGUUCAGCUCAGCUUUGCGAGUUCCCGAUCGGUGAUCCUGUUAUUAUCACUGCUAAGAAGAACAGUCGGUCUAUUGUGAAACCCUUAUGGCCCAUAGAAGAUAAUUUGCUUUCGUCGGUUUUCCUUACCAAGCAAAGUUUAAGGGAACUGGAUUGUUUCGAAGGUCCGGUAGAAGUGAGAAAAAUUGAAAAUGUUCCUCAACCAGCGAAGCACGUUACUUUGAAGCUGAUCAAACCAGAAGUGCUGACGGAAAUGCAAAUAACUGAGAUAACUAAAAUGUUGAGUAUCACUUUCGGUAACAGGGUUGUUUUUAACGGGCAGUUCCUAAUCGUGAAUUUCUACGGAUUGAAACCCAAAUUCAAGAUUGUUAACAUAUUGCCUCAUCAAUCGUCCAAAGAUCCCAUGGAUAAUUUGAACGAUGAUCUUUCGAAUUUGAAAAUCGAAAAUCAAGAACCAAAUAAAUUAUACAAAAUACUCUCGAACACCAAAUGGAAAAUUCAAACGAGUCUAAACGAAGAUACGAAGAAAUCGUGCUGUGAAAAAUAUUGUUUAUCGAAACUCGGUGGAAUCACUAAUAUUAUUUCUGAUUUGAGUAAUGUGAUGCUUAACGUUCUAAUCUCAGAUUAUACUACAGGUGAAAGUAUUUCGUGCGGUGUGCUCAUUCACGGUAUAUCAGGCACAGGAAAAACAUAUCUUGCUCGAGCUAUGAUUAACAAUACCAAGUUACCAGUAAUCCACGUUUGCAGUUGGCAAAUAAUAAGUAAAUAUUUCGGCGAAGCUGAAUCUCGUAUCAAGGGUUUAUUCGAGGAAGCUAUCGAAAAAGCUCCCAGUGUAGUUCUUAUCGACGAAUUAGAUUCGUUUUGUCCGAAUAAAAGUGGCAACGAUCAAGAAAGACGAAUACUCAGUGUUUUAUUAUCCAUGCUAGAUAAACUAAACGAUUUCAAAGUUGUCGUAUUAGGAAUAACGAGACAGUUAGAUUCCAUCGAUGCUGCUCUACGAAGACCGGGAAGAUUUGAUUACGAAAUCGAAAUCCCUGUACCAGAUGCUGAUGCGAGAAUUGAAAUUUUACAGUGUUUACUAACGUCGUACAGUCACGAUAUUUCGAAGCAAGCGAUCACGCAAUUAGGUGCUGCUUCGCACGGAUUCGUUGGAUCUGAUUUGUCUUUAGCUUGUUCGCUGGCCAAUACGAAGGCCAUAAAUAGUUACAAGUGUGGUUCGGGUACCAGUAAUGAAAGUCUGUGUCCUGUUAUGAAAGAUGAACAUCUCACUUGGGCAUUUACUCAAAUUAAACCUUCGGCUAUGCGAGAAAUACUGGUAGAAGUUCCUAAUGUGAAAUGGUCGGAUAUCGGAGGUGAAAAAGAUUUAAAAUUGAAACUGCAGCAAGUUCUAGAGUGGCCUACGAAGUAUCGAGAAUCCUUCGAACGUUUAGGGAUCACUCCUCCAAAAGGUAUUCUUCUUUUUGGACCUCCUGGUUGUUCGAAAACAAUGAUCGCUAAAGCAGUAGCUACCGAAAGUAAACUUAAUUUCAUUUCGAUCAAGGGAGCCGAAUUAUUCAGUAAAUGGGUCGGCGAAUCCGAAAAAGCUGUUCGUGAAGUAUUUCGUAAAGCCAGAACGGUAUCACCUUGCGUUAUUUUCUUCGAUGAAAUUGACGCGAUUAGCGGUGAACGUGAUACAGACGGUGGUAGUGGAUCAAAUGUUCAAGAUCGAGUAUUAGCUCAGCUACUCACCGAACUCGAUGGCGUUCAACCGUUGUCUAAUGUUACCAUUAUCUCUGCCACUAAUCGACCCGAUCGCAUUGAUAGCGCGUUGUUACGACCUGGUCGAUUGGAUCGAAAACUUUACGUAUCACUGCCCGAUGGCGAAACUCGACGCGCCAUCUUAACCUUACAACUUUCCAAAACACCAGUUAGCGAAGACGUAGAUGUCGAAGAUCUUGUUCAGAAAACCGAAGGGUACUCCGGAGCGGAGGUCAUUGCUGUUUGUCACGAAGCAGCCAUGAAAGCUUUGCAGGAUGAUUUGAAUGCGGAUGUCGUCAGCAAAAAACAUUUUAGCUACGCUCUUUCUAUUCUUAAACCUAGAACACCACUGUCACUUUUGAAAAUCUAUGAUAAAUUUUUAGAGAAUAAGUAAAUACAUAGUUUCGAUAGCGGUUCCGGCUCGACGUGUUCAACCACUACACUACUUGUUCGUAUACUGAGGAACUCUUCGUGGCAUGGGUACAAAAUUGGUGCUAUGGAAUUUAUGUAAUGUAUCGUUUUUCGUUAAGACUUGAUUGAUGUUACCGCUGAUUUGAUAAUUUAAUUAAAUCUUAAGAUGAAA